AUGGCAGUCUUACUGAAUGGGAAUGGGAAGGAUGAUGGGCUAAAGGGGGACGAUGAUGGACCAAAAGGAGACGAUGAUGGACAAAGGGAGAAUGAUGAUGGACCAAGAGGAAAUGAUGAUGGACCAAAGGAGGACGAUGAUAGGCCAAAAGGAGACGAUGAUGGACCAAAGAGGGAUGAUGAUGGGCGAAAGGGGGAUAAUGAUGGGCUAAAGGGAGACGAUGAUGAACCAAAGGGGACGAUGAUGGAUGGACCAAGAGGAGAUGAUGAUGGGCCAAAGGGGGACGAUGAUGGACCAAGAGGAAAUGAUAAUGGGCCAAAAGGAGACAAUGAUGGGUCAAAGGGAGACAAUGAUGGACCAAAAGGAGACGAUGAUGGGCCGAAGGGGGAUGAUUAUGAACCAAAGGGGGAUGAUGAUGGGCCAAAGAGGGAUGAAGAUGGACCAAGAGGAGAUGAUGAUGGGCCAAAGGGGGACGAUGAUGGGCCAAAGAGUGAUGAUGAUGGACCAAGAGGGGAUGAUGAUGAGCCAAAGGGAGACAAUGAUGGACCAAAAGGGGAUGAUGAUGGACCAAGAGGAGAUGAUGAUGAACCAAAUGGGGAUGAUGAUGGAUCAAGAGGAAAUGAUGAUGGACCAAAGGGGGAUGAAGAUGGACUAAGAGGAGAUGAUGAUGAUGGACCAAAAGAGGAUGAUGAUGGACCAAGAGGAAAUGAUGAUGGACCAAAGGGGGAUGAUGAUGGGCCAAAGGGGGAUGAUGAUGGACCAAAGGGGGACGAUGAUGAACCAAAGGGGGAUGAUGAUGGGCCAAGGGGAGACGAUGAUGGACUAAGAGGAGAUGAUGAUGGGCCAAAAGGAAACAAUGAUGGGCCAAAGGGGGAUGAUGAUGGACCAAAAGGAGAUCAUCGGCCAAAGGAGGAUGAUGAUGGACCAAGAGGAGAAGAUGAUGAACCAAAGGGGGAUGAUGAUGGACCAAAGGGGGACGAUGAUGAGCCUAAAGGGGACGACGAUGAAUCAAAGGGUGAUGAUGAUGGGCCAAAGGGAGACGAUGAUGGACCAAAAGGGGAUGAUGAUGGGCCAAAGGUAGACGGUGAUGGACCAAGAGGUGAUGAUGAUGGGCCAAAAGGAGACAAUGAUGGGCCAAAGGGGGAUGAUGAUGGACCAAGAGGAGAUAAUGAUGGACCAAAGGCUGAUGAUGACAAUGAACCAUGA
This is a messenger RNA of Salvia hispanica, 1206 nucleotides long. The record is from RefSeq and is a predicted model, not a curated record. Lineage: Eukaryota; Viridiplantae; Streptophyta; Magnoliopsida; Lamiales; Lamiaceae.